CUGCCUCCCUCCCUCCCCUCCCCUCCCCGAGCGCGACGGCUAGGGUUCCUCGCCGCCGCCGUUCCUCUGCGGCGCGCCCAGCCGGCCGAGGCCCCCGCCGCCCCGCCGCCCGCACCGGAGCCCAGCAGCGCCUCCCUCCCUCCCUCCCGCCCUGCCGCGGCUGGUCCCGCCGCCUGGAGCGACCCCGGCGACCGGUCCAUAGGCAGCCGGUUGCGCCCUCUGGUGGUGGAUCUCGGGCCAACUAUUCUGGAUGCAUCUAUGACAUGGUGGACAAGGCAGCAGAAACGAGUCAGCGUGAGGUGGCAGCCGAGGGAGUUGUUUUGUGGGAUGAAGCAUUGGUAAAGACAAGCACAGAGGAUCUGCAGAUGCGUUGCAAGGAGUUGCGCUGUUAUAAUGACAUCCCUGUCAUGUGUUUGAAGAAAGAUGUUAACUGUGACCUGGAAAAGGAUGGUUUGUGGCCAAAAAUUGAAGCUGAGGUCUCUACUCCUGCCCACCAAGAUUCAGUUCCUUUGAAUUUUGGGUGUAACCUUGCUGUUUGUUUGGAUGGCAAGGCUGGUGAGAUUGGUGAAGUAUCUGAACACAGAACUGGCAUGGAGAGAGCGGCUUGUGGCUCACAGGGAGGAGGUAUGCUGUCAUUUGACCGUGGAUUCUGGAAGGGGGCUGUUGGAGACAAGAAUCAGUUUCCCAGGAUGGAAGGAUGCCAUGAAAAUGGGGGCUUGUCAGAUUUGGGAAACCAUGACACUGACAAGUUUCCACAAGGUGCUGAUGCCCUGAGUUUGAUCGAUGAUAAUCAUGAGCUGGGAAGGGAUUGUUUUCUGGCAAAUAUCGAUGAAGAGGUGUCCUUCCCCGUUGAUGAAGCUUCGAUCCCUUCCUUCUACCAGAAGAGCUAUAUGGAUGUUUUUGUAGAAGAUAGCAAGUCAUGCAUAGAGAAAUUAACUCAAGAUUCACUGGAAGGAGAUAUGCUUUCAUGUGAGCGCGAUGCCAGAUUUCGUACUGAGGCUUCUGGAGACGAGAAUCAACAUCAUAGGAUGGCGGUGUCAAAGGGUCAGGUUUCAUCUAUUUGUAAAGAUGCAAAUAGUCCGAGUUUAAAUGCCUGUGGUCUCUUUCCUGAAAUAGAAGUUCUACGCCAACAGGCUGACAAAGAAUACAAGGUCUUUGAACUACCCCCAGAGAUAUACCUGGCUAGAUCUUCCUAUAACCCACCUUGCCUAGAUGGACUUUGUCGUAGUGGCAAGGAAUCAUCUGCUGUGUGCCUGGGCCAUCAAGAUUCUUCUGGUGUCAAAUCACGUUGUCCAGAUCAUUUGGUACAAGAGCUCAAUGCAUAUAACUCUUCCAUUGACAAACCUUGCUCUGCCAAUUUUGUUGAAAAUGCCAAUGAUGAAGAAUCACAAAAUAAAAUUUCGGAGUCAUUAAAUGCCUCCAAGCGUAGGAAUCCAAGAAGAGCCGCCUCAUCAAGAAAUCGCGCUCCUGCGGAACAUGAUCAUCAAAUAAACAAAGGAAGCAGUAGCACAUGCAAAUCUAAGAAGGUUGAGAGUUCGUGCUCAUUAGUUGAAAGCACCUUGAUUAAGUUCCCAAGCAAAACUACCAAGGUAAGAAGUGGCAUCAACAGACCAGUGAAUUCGACUGCCUGGGGCAGUCUAGAAAAGCUGGUGGAUGGUUUUGGUCAGAACUGUGAACCUUCUACCUCUAAUUCUCAUCUGAUUUCCCUUGAAAACGGUGGGAGAUCAAACAAAAGAUCUGGGAAGAAAGAGCAGCCCAUUGUUCGAAAGGCUCGAAGUUCAAGAUGUCCAAAAAAUAAGUUCCCUGCCUUUUCUGUUACCAGAUAUGCACCGGAUGAAUUGAAUGGCGAACCUACCUUUUCAGUCAUGGAUGGUGCUUAUGGCUCCGCAGAAGGUUACAUAGGAAACUUCCCUAAGUUGGCUCCUCGUGCAUUUCUCAAUGUUUCUGAUGAUGCUCACAGAUCUGUGCAACAUAUGUCUAUCCAGACUGACAUGCAGCAGUUAGACAGGUGCUUGGAUAGUGUUGCUCAAGAAACAUGUCCUGCGUACAUGUGUGGAGAGUUUGCUAAAUCAAUUUCCGAACCUUCUCUUAAUAAUGGCGGUGUUGGAUUUUCACCCGACUCUGUUUUGGAGGUAGCCUCUGUUACAUGUGAAAACAACACCUCUGCAAGCCAUGAUGUUAAACUGCGUGGGAACCCAUCUUAUCCUGCUGUAUUGACCGAAAGUGAUCUUCAUGCAUCUGAUUUAUCUGUUCCUGACUUUGGAAAAAAUCAUGCGUCAUCAUCAACAGAUUUUGAGCAGCAGCCCAAAACUGUGAGGGGUGAUGAGAACACAAGAAGCGAAGAGAUUAAUCAGUCUCAUGCCAUAAUUGGUUAUGUUGGUGAGGGAAAAGUGCAAGGCUUAGAGAAGUCCAAUGCAGUGAGGAAAACUAAGAUGUUGGAAAAGCAGAAAGGCCGAAAGAAAGAUGGAAUAAAGGGAAAUAACAUAAGGGAUGGAAGUUCCACCAAAAUUUCAUCAAGUGAAGCUUCAAAAUACAGGGUCUUCUCCGAUGAUCCAUCUUCACUUGUUUCAUCAGGACCUUUAAAGUUCAGUUCUUGUUUUGAGGUCGUAACUUCUGCCACACAGGGUAUCAGUAUGCAUGAACAUGGCUGGGUGCAGGGUCCUUCUGUAAUUGGCAAGGAGAAAACGAGUGCACUUAACAAUGUAAAAUCACCGAGGUGCAAGAAAAGUGGUGGUCUUAGAGGGAAGAAGGAUAUGGUGCGGGAUCCACAUGUGAAGCAAGAAAGCAAGAAGAAAAAUAUAGCAGAUGCCAUUUUCAUUGAUUCUGGAUCGUCUACUUUACCUUAUCAGCUCGCUACUGAUCUGGCAACAUCUCAUACGAAUGAACAGGGUUAUCGUAGUCCAGCUAUUGAAUAUACAUUUCAGAAUCCAGCCGCUAUAUCUACCGAAUUACCUGGAAAUGCUGCUGGCUCAACAGGUGGGGUAUCUGUACCGCAGCCUAAACGUGCUGCAUGGGCAUGUUGUGAUGAUUGCCAAAAGUGGCGCUGCAUACCAUCUGAAUUGGCAGAUGUCAUUGGAGAAAACAGAUGGACUUGCAAGGACAAUGAUGACAAGGCGUUUGCUGAUUGUUCUAUACCACAAGCGAAGACAAACGCUGAGAUCAAUGCUGAGCUUGAACUUUCAGAUGCUUCUGCUGAUGAAGCUGACAAGGAUGGAUCAAACUCAAAAGCUUCUAGGGCACCGUCCUGGACAAAUCUUAGAUCGAACACAUAUCUACAUCGUAACCGAAGGAAUCAAUCCAUCGAUGAGAGCAUGGUAUGCAACUGCAAGCCUCCUCAAGAAGGCCGAAUGGGUUGUAGAGAUGGCUGCUUGAACAGAAUGCUCAACAUUGAAUGUGCAAAACGUACAUGUCCAUGCGAGGAGCAAUGUUCUAAUCAGCAGUUUCAAAGGCGCAACUAUGCAAAAAUUGCAUGGUUCCAUUCUGGUAAGAAGGGCUAUGGAUUGAAGUUGCAAGAAGAAGUAUCUGAAGGACGGUUCCUUAUUGAAUAUGUUGGCGAGGUCCUUGAUAUAACGACUUAUGAAUCCCGCCAAAGAGAUUAUGCUUCUAAGGGCAAGAAGCAUUUCUACUUUAUGGCACUAGAUGGUGGUGAGGUAAUAGAUGCCUGCACCAAGGGAAACUUGGGCCGGUUCAUCAACCAUAGCUGCAGUCCUAAUUGUCGCACAGAGAAGUGGAUGGUUAAUGGAGAAGUUUGCAUUGGAAUUUUUGCUAUGAGGAACAUCAAAAAGGGUGAAGAAUUAACGUUUGAUUACAACUAUGUUCGUGUAUCUGGUGCUGCUCCUCAAAAAUGUUUUUGUGGCACUGCCAAAUGCCGGGGUUACAUUGGUGGAGACAUAUCAGGGUCUGGUAUCAGCACCCAACAUGUUGCAGAAGCAGAGUAUUUUGAACCCAUGGUCACUUACAAGGAUGCCGAGGAAAUGCUAGGAAAUGCAUGUUCUCAUGGUGCAAAUCCUAUUGUUGUUGAGCUUGAGCAUGAAACCUCCAUCCAACAAGAAGAUUCAAAUAACUGCAUACCUGUAACCCCAGACUCUGAACCUCACCAAACUUCCCCUGUAACCCCAGACUCUGAACCUCACCAAACUUCCCCUAUCUUAUUUGAAAAUAGUGAGCUAGAAAAUUCCUGGGAAAUGUGGAGCCCCCAGGAUGCCGAAGACCCCACCCGUACACCUGUCCAUGUGCCCAGAACAAUAGAUAGUACUUUGCAGCAGUUACCAGUAUAUGACACUCAGCCAUUAGAAUUCUUGCCGAAGGCUCCUAACACAAUGGAUGGAUCAAAGGCUCCAAAUGUGAUGAAUCAAUCAGCACGUAGCUCCGAUUUGGGGCAAAACCUGGUGGUACCUGGUUUCCAUGCUAAGAAGAAAAACAAUCUAAAAGAUCAGAGAGAUGUAAAAUCAUCAUCAUGUUCUACUGACAAUGAAAAUACUCUGGGAGUUGAAGCAAGACUGAACAACCUACUGGAUCGAGAUGGAGGUAUUAGCAGACGAAAAGAUUCAACAAAUGGAUAUUUGAGGCUGCUUCUAUUUGUGACCGCAGCAGCACGUGACAAUGCCGCGGCCGCAGCGGCACGUGACAAUGCCGCGGCCUCAGCGGCACGUGACAAUGCGGCGGCCGCAGCAGCACAUGAUGCGACCGCAAUGGAACAUGAAAAUGCUGCGACCCCAGCGGAACGUGACAAUGCUGGGGGCACAUCUAAAAGUGCAAGGGAUCUGUCGUUAAUUCUUGAUGCACUUCUAAAAACAAAAUCACGCUCGGUCCUGUUGGAUAUCAUCAAUACGAAUGGAUUGCAAAUGCUUCAUAAUAUAUUGAAGCAGAAUCGAGACACCUUUCUUCGAAGACCUAUAAUACGGAAGCUUCUGAAGGUGUUGGAGUUUCUUGCUUUGAAGGGAAUCCUGAGAGCUGAAAAAAUAAAUGAAGAAGCCCCACGUGAGGAAAUGGAAAGAUUCAGGGACUCGAUGUUGAAAUUGACCCGGCAUAGUGAUAAACAGGUCCAAACUAUUGCUCGGCACUUCUGUGAGAAGUGGAUCCAUCCUUAUAUGGAUGGACCUGUUUCAACUUCAAAAUGGUGUACAGAUUCAUAUUCCAAUAGAAGAAAGCGCAAGAGCCGUUGGGAUUAUCAACCAGAAUCCCACUAUAAAAUGGUUGGAUCACUAGUUCGGAAAGUCUAUGGAGAAUUGGGUCUUCAGGCUGGCUUGACCAGAAAUAGGUUGCAGCCUGUGAUGGGAAGCAGCUCAACAGGCACAGACGAUGAUGUGCCUCCUGGGUUUGAGCCUCAGCAGGGUCGUUCUGUAGCUCCAGGAUUCUGCCUCCCUAACUUGAAUAUUUCAUAUGGGAUUCCCAUCGCUCAUGUUCAGCACUUGGGAACCCCAGAAGUUGAAGGAGGUGGCAACCGUGGCCAGAAAUGGAAAGUCGCACCUGGUGUGCCUUUUAUUCCUUUCCCACAGUUGCGACGAGGGAGUCCUUGUCCUUCUACUUCAACUCAGAUGUCCUGUCAUGACGCCAUGAGGCAGAACAACAGUUCAGGACAUCGAGGAAGAGGUUUCGACAGAGGUGGAAGGGUGCAAAGGAAUGGGAGGAAUGGGGCAAGAACGAGAUAUCCGUAUGAUCAUCAAGGAAGAAGAUUCCCAAGCAAUCAUCAUAGAUCUGAAAGAUGGCAGCCCUGGCCCGAGGAACAUGAUGGUGGUUCAGGAUCUAGGGGCAGACAAUGAAUGACCCAGCCCCUGGCAUCGAACAUCAAUUAGUUGUGUGUAUACAUGGUAAUUCCUUCCUGUUCAUCAGAAGUGUACACAAGCAAACUGUGUUAGCUUCUCAUUCUAUGUAACAGAAGUUUUCUACUGAUUCCAACAGUAGCAGAACAUGUGCUACAGAUAGGUAAUUGCCAUUGCAGUUUUGUUACUAACUAAUUAAUUUGCUCCCCAAUGUGUAAUCUCAGUAGGAAUAAUAAUCGAUUUGAUUCAAA
Molecule: messenger RNA, 6013 nt
Organism: Aegilops tauschii subsp. strangulata
Lineage: Eukaryota; Viridiplantae; Streptophyta; Magnoliopsida; Poales; Poaceae
Cellular component (GO): nucleus
Molecular function (GO): zinc ion binding; protein binding; histone H3K36 methyltransferase activity
Source: RefSeq, a predicted model, not a curated record